Molecule: messenger RNA, 1344 nt
Organism: Delphinapterus leucas (beluga whale)
Lineage: Eukaryota; Metazoa; Chordata; Mammalia; Artiodactyla; Monodontidae
Gene: SOX3
Product: SRY-box transcription factor 3
Biological process (GO): negative regulation of transcription by RNA polymerase II; brain development; neuron differentiation
Cellular component (GO): nucleus
Molecular function (GO): DNA-binding transcription activator activity, RNA polymerase II-specific; RNA polymerase II cis-regulatory region sequence-specific DNA binding
Source: RefSeq, a predicted model, not a curated record
AUGCGACCAGCCCGAGACAACGCAUCAGGUGCGAGUAGCCUGCAGGUUCUCGCUGAUUUGGCGCUGAGCACUUCGGCAAGACUGCGACCCACUGGCCCAGCGGCCCCCAGGCCCCCAAGCGCCCCUCCGACGGAGUCCCCAGGCCUUUUCACCGUGGCCGCUCCAGCCCCGGGAGCGCCUUCUCCUCCCGCCACCCUGGCGCACCUUCUUCCCGCCCAGGCCAUGUACAGCCUGCUGGAGACUGAACUCAAGAACCCCGCGGGGCCACCCACCCCAGCUGCAGGCGCGGGCGGCCCCGCAGCCCCGGGCGGUGCAGGCAAGAGUACCGCGAACGCAGGCGGCGGCGCGAACGCAGGCGGCGGCAGCGGCGGUGGCGCGAGCGGCGGCGGCGGCGGCGGCGGCGGGGGCAGUGACCAGGACCGGGUGAAGCGGCCCAUGAACGCCUUCAUGGUGUGGUCCCGCGGGCAGCGGCGCAAGAUGGCUCUGGAGAACCCCAAGAUGCACAACUCUGAGAUCAGCAAGCGCUUGGGCGCCGACUGGAAACUGCUGACCGAUGCCGAGAAGCGGCCGUUCAUCGACGAGGCCAAGCGGCUGCGCGCCGUCCACAUGAAAGAAUACCCGGACUACAAGUACCGGCCGCGCCGCAAGACCAAGACGCUGCUCAAGAAGGACAAGUACUCCCUGCCCGGCGGCCUGCUGCCCCCCGGAGCCGCGGCCGCGGCCGCCGCCGCGGCCGCCGCCGCCGCCGCUAGCAGCCCGGUGGGCGUGGGCCAGCGCCUGGACACGUACACACACGUGAACGGCUGGGCCAACGGCGCGUACUCGCUGGUGCAGGAGCAGCUGGGCUACGCGCAGCCCGCAACCAUGAGCAGCCCGCCGCCGCCGCCCGCGCUGCCGCAGAUGCACCGCUACGACAUGGCCGGCCUGCAGUACAGCCCCAUGAUGCCGCCCGGCGCCCAGAGCUACAUGAACGCCGCCGCCGCCGCGGCUGCCGCCUCGGGCUACGGGGGCAUGGCGCCCUCCGCCGCCGCCGCCGCCGCCGCCGCCUACGGGCAGCAGCCAGCCACGGCCGCCGCCGCCGCGGCCGCCGCCGCCAUGAGCCUGGGCCCCAUGGGCACGGUGGUGAAGACCGAGCCCAGCUCGCCGCCGCCCGCCAUCGCGUCGCACUCGCAGCGCGCGUGCCUCGGCGACCUGCGCGACAUGAUCAGCAUGUACCUGCCGCCCGGCGGGGACGCGGCUGACGCCGCCUCGCCGCUGCCGGGCGGCCGCCUGCACAGCGUGCACCAGCACUACCAGGGCGCCGGGACUGCCGUCAACGGAACGGUGCCGCUGACCCACAUCUGA